Portunus trituberculatus (swimming crab) is the source of this 3585-nucleotide messenger RNA. Its product is annotated as SCAN domain-containing protein 3-like. Bases 233 to 1663 code for a protein of 476 amino acids. NCBI's taxonomy places the organism in Eukaryota, Metazoa, Arthropoda, Malacostraca, Decapoda, Portunidae. The transcript has 4 exons. Gene Ontology annotation, molecular function: nucleic acid binding. The record is from RefSeq and is a predicted model, not a curated record.
CCAACUCCCAACACACAAUGGCGCAGCGGCAGAUCGCUCCUUACGAAAUGUUGCUUUAAUCAUGGGAUUUAAAGCAUUAGAGUAACUCGUGAACUCUUUCGGGAUCUACACUGCCACGUGUGAAAGCCACAUGACGGGACCAGAUGAAAACAACGCCAAAGUGAUGGAGAAGAGAUCCACACACUUUGGCAGUGAACCUGAGUGUGGCACCACAGUGUGCUGAGCCACAGCCAUGACAAGUACACACAAGCGGGUCAGCAUUUCAGGGCUGGAUGAGGAAGGAGGCAUCAGGAAAAAGCUGAAAGUGGAGUGUGAGGUGCAGGAGGAUGGCACUUGUGAAAUACGUGAUGCUGACGAGACUGCACAAAUCACCUUGGAAGGAGAGCUGUUGCCUGGGUCUGGCAGUGAACUCACCACUACUACCAUCACCACCAUUGAAACCCCAGAGGACCACCGUGUCUACAUGGACGACUUUGCCGCCCACCUCAUCGCCCGGAAGAAGAGCAUGUUGGUGCCAGAUGAAAAGCUGCACUCCAUUAUCAGUUACCUGCGUGACAGCAAACCAAUCAGUCCUCGGCUGAAAUUCUGGCUCAACAUGAAAAAGAUGAUGAUGGUGACACUGCCUGAGCUUGACCUUCAUGAUGAGCUGGUGGUGCCCCGGGAAGGUCGAGAUGGGAACACAACAGGGCUGCUGCGUGUGGUGCCAGUGAGUCAGCUGUACCACCUGGUGUCCAGUCUUCACAAUGUGCAGCAUGCUGGCUACAAGAAAGUGAAAAUGGUGGUGGACCGUGAGUACUAUGGCGUCCCCAGGAGUUAUGUCCAGGCUUUCUGCCGCACCUGUCCCAGCUGCUCCAAGAUGCAACCUCUUCCCAUGCCCAUGCCACCUAAGGAGCCACUGAAGCAGCCUUCCCAGAAACCUACUCUUCAGCCAGUGUCUCGUGCCCGCAGGCCACCUCGCUGGGGAUCUGUGGACCGGCGGAUGCUGGGGCGUAGCAUUCAGGUUGAUCUGCUCGACAUGCAGCAUUGUCCUGAUGGUGAGUUUCGGCACAUCUGUCACGUGAUGGACCACUUCUCCAGAUUUCAUUUCCUCUUCCCCCUCAAAAGUCGCUCCCCAGUAGAGGUGGCACGAGGUCUUGAGGAGCGGGUCAUGGCAUACAUUGGGCCUCCACGGAUCCUCAACUCAAGCAGUGACCCAAAAUUUAUUCAUAAACUAAAUAGAAUACUUUUUGGUGGUUGGGGCAGUGAUACACCAUUUUUGUCAAGGUCUCAGACUCCACAGAUCAUUGGAGGGAAGGGGGUGGACACAAAUAGGAUUGUGACAAAACAGCUGGCCAGACUAAGGACUGACCUCUAUGACCCAGCUGCUCACUUUCCUUGGACAACCUGGCUUCCUAGAGUCAUGUACUGCCUCAACAUGCAUGGAUCUCCUACCACACAAGAUUCCCAAAGCCGUCAAGCCACCACUGACUCUCCAGCUGGCCAGGGGACUACAGGUGGUCACAGUAGCAAGCAGUUCCCAUAUCAGUUUAUGUUUGGAAGGAUGCCUCCUGGUCGAUGUCCCUGCUGGUGUGAAGACCGGGUCAUGACACUGACCAGGACCUGGACCUGGACCCAGAUCAAGACUUGGAGGACCUGGACCAUGAACCAGAGGAAGAGGAUGUAGAUGAGGAUGAAAGCGACAUGCAGGGUGAGAGUGAAGAGUGUGGAGUGCAGCACCUCCUCCCUGUAGCAAAAACUGAGUGCACCACUACAUCAGAAAACUCUGAUCACUACUAACUUACAAAUACCAAAUUGUAUAAUGUUCUAAGAAAGAAAUUGUACUACUUUUCUUCCACUAUUAUUAAUUUUACCAUGCUUACCCUGUUUCAUAUGCUACCACCAAAGGUCUUGACAGCACAGUUCAAAGAGAUAAUGUUCUGUCACUCAUUAUAGCAAUGAGUAUUAUGUAUGAGUACAAUGUACUCACAAAUUUCUUGGUAUUUUAUAAGAAUAACUGAAGGUGGGAUCAAGCCUCACAUGGUGAGACAGCAUGUGCCAUAGUUUCUCUGGUGCCAAAAAAUUCCUUUAUAUUUAGUAAGGUCUUCUAUUCCUUUUUAAUGAAUCAAUAUACAAACCUUCCCAUCUGGCCUUGCUUUGAGUGACAGUGGCAUCCUAUAAUUUGAUGGCUGUUGGUUGAUCAUUGUCACUGCUUUUACUUUUUGUGGUUCAGGAACUUGUCUAAAUGGAUACUCCUAAUUCUGUGGAAUAAUUAAGAAUAAGAAUAUAAUCUGCAUGUACCAGUUGUAUGAUGUGUACAAUACACAUGUGAGAAGAGGUACUAUACAUGUGAGAAAUAUAAUUUUUGUAUGGAAUAUGGAAUAACUCUCACAUCAUGACAUUAGUUGUGAUCCACAUAGAAUCUUGAAGUGGACUGGGUAGGAUCUGAAGAUUCGUUUGGAGAUUCCUACCUUAUUAGGUUGAUGGAAUUUUAAAAUUUGAAUGUAGCCUUAAAACUUUAGUGAGGCCAUGAAUAAAUGAUAGAACUGCACCAUGGUCUCUAAGGAUUGUGUUAAAGAAUAAGCAGAUGAUCAAACUACUGCUACUAUGAGCUGAGGAUAAUGCUAAGUCAUAGAGAAAGAUCAGCCUGUGUUUAUUCUGAUGAGUUAAUAACAAACUAAUAACAAAAUUUCAUUCUCUUCAUUUAUUUCAUCCAUGCUCAUCUAUACAUAUUCUUAGUGAAAGAAAGGCAAUGUGCCCUUCCCUACUUUUUCCCAUGGUAAUUAAAGUACAAUAUUCUUCUCCAUGUCUUUCCAGAAUGCAUUUCUUACAUUCUGUCCUUGCUACAGAUCUCUAGACAGUGACAGCUUGAUAGGCCCAUGCAGUGUUUACUCAGUGGCCUCCAGGUUAUAAACCAUGAACAUGACUUAUAAGAACAGCGAAGAUGUAUAUACUAGUGUCAUAUUUGUCAAUGGUAACUUAUAUAGUGUAUUGAUGGCACAUAUCUCAUGAAGAUAUGCUUGGGGUACUUUUAUUUAUUUACUGCAUACCUCAGACAAGCUUCACUGGUAAGUUGUUAUCAUUGUUCAUGUGCAAUAUUGGUGCUGUUCAAACUAAGUUUUCUUACUAUGGAGGCUGUGCUGUAAUCUAAAUAAUUCAUAUCAAUGGAGGAAUAGAUUUUAAUACAUGAACAUUGUUGAUGGAAGAAUUUUCAGAGGUGAUCACUUUAAUGAAGUUUUUACUAAAUAUUAAGAAGAAAAAUUAUAUUAUAUUCCGUGUAAGUUAAGGACUUCCAGAAACACUUGACUCAUCAGACACAGAUUGUAUGGUGUGUUCACCAUGCAUGCACUCACCUCAGUUUUCCAUAUUAAUUUGUUGUUAUGUUGAGCUGUAUAGUAAAUAAUAAAAAGAAAAAUAUUGUAUUAUUUAUUUAAAAUAUAUAGAGACUUUGAUAAACCUUUGAUAAAAUUACUGGUGGCUGUACAGGGGCAGGUUACUGGGGUAAGUGAAGCACAUCUCAAUGAUAAUAUUAAUAAAACAAUGAAAUAAUAAAUUAAUGAUAAUUACAAUUAUAAUAAAGGAAAGUCUCCACCACUUUAAUGAACAAAA